GGCAACUGCAGAGAGCUGUGAUGUUCGUGUUGUAUAUACUGCUCUGUAGUUUGGAAUAGUAACAUGAAAGGAAACUGAAGAAGAACGUCUUGCUUUGCCAUUUGAACCAAACUGCUGCUGAACUCCUGUAACGAUCUUUUCCUGUCUGCCCUAUAGGCAGAAUAUUAUAAAAGAUGUGUGUCUUACACAGCCAUUGCAUCUUUAUGGUGACCUGCAGCAGUAGGCAGGGAGGAUACAGUUUGUCUCUACAGGAGACAAGAUGUCUUUUGCUGCAGCAGGGUGAACUGCAAGCAUCUGGGCAGCUUUGAGGCAGCAGCUGUUAUUUGUCUACAUGAUGCUCUGAAGGCUGCUUGCAUUUUAGGGGUUUUCAAUUUCUGCUCCUGUUCAAGCCUGCUGUAACAAUAAAAAAUAAACCUUAGAUGAGUAACCAUGAGGCCUCGUGGUAGUUGGCAGGAGUCUUACUGGAGGGGGAACGCUGAAAAGCGGGUACUGGGAGAAGCACCAUAACUCAACCUGUAGUACCAAUUUGGAAGUGUCUGUCCUCAUUUCUGCACAGCCCCUGCCUUCCUCUCUUGGCUGUUAAAACUAAUACUGGCAGAUUGUUAUUCAGUCUGUGUUUUGCCUGCUUCUCCUAUCCCCUUCUCUGGCACAUGUACAUAACAGACUUGAUGGAUCCUGACUAUAAUACAACCACUGCAGCAUUACAGCAGGGUAUGGAAAGAUCUGUCCCUUAUACACUCUAGGAUUUGGACAUGUUAGUACUGCAAUGCUUGUUUGCCUUUGGCCCUUCAAGCACAGUACAGCAAUAGGCUGUGGAAGAAGUACAGAACAGGGCAGCUCAGGGAUGCCUCGGGUGCCUGAGCGCAGUUGUGUAGAGGCCUUGGAUGGAAGUACUCUUGCCUCAUAUCCAUACAGGGCUAGGAAGUGGUUUAGGGUCACUUUAAGAGCUCUUCUGUUGGCCUUCUACUAUAUAAAUGUUGCAAGCAGGUACUUUUAUAUUCAGCAAAUUACUUGGUCUUUUAAAUGUUAACCCUUUACCAGAAAUUCUUCAGUUUCUCCAUCACUAAAGAGUAACUGCAGAUGCAGCUACUUGAACUCAAUCUGAUAAUCUGAGCAGGUUUUCAUUGGUUCUUGAGAUUAUCUUCAAAAUCGGGCACAGUAACUUCUGCUUUCUUAUGCCACUGCUGCUACUGCCUGAUCAUCAAACCGCAUAGCCAAAGCUAUCGAGGGGCAGAAGCAGUGUGAAAAGUGAAGCUUCCUUUGAGCUGAUACUGUCUGGAAUGGGAGGAGAUGUGUGGCAAUUGUGUCUCCAGCUGUGCAUUGCUUCUGUGCUGCUCUUUGGUGGAGGAAGAGGGAGAGAGCUCCAGGGCAGCCUGAGCUGCCUGAAUAACUAUGUGACUACCGUGAGCUGCACGUGGGAAAUGGAGGAGCCCAUGGGAGAGGGACCUUUCCACCUGCAUUUCACCAACCUCUGGUCAAAGGGCCACAACGCCAGCUGCAGACUUACUGCCAGAGAAAGCAUGCAGAACCAGUACUACUGCACUAUCCAUUUAGCCAGCCAGAUCUUGGAAACAGAUGGUUAUAGAGUUGCUCUCCAAGGCAACUUCUUUGGACGCAAUGACACGUACAUCAUCUUUCCAGAGUACAGUCCCCGUGAGCACAUAAAACUUGACCCCCCUUUGAACAUCCAGAGCAAUGCCACUGCCAGCAAGUGUCAGAUAUGGUGGAGUGUGCCUUGGUACCUCGUCGAAAUUCUCCAGUAUGAGUUGCAGUAUAAGGAGUACAGCAAGUCCUGGGAGAUUGCACUGAACAAGACGCCCCCCAGUUCACUGCCCCAGGUUGAAAUUGAAGCCGCCGAGCUCCGCAGUGGCGUUGCUUACGCUGCACGAGUUCGGUGCAAGGUUUCUGAGAAUGAGGAUUCGUACCAUAGUCAGUGGAGCGAGUGGAGCCAGACAACAGUGUUUCAAAGAGCAGAACUACCUGAAAAGAUCCUAAAUACCAGAACUGUGCAGUUCUUGUUCAUUCCUCUGAGUUUCGGCAUGCUGCUGUAUUUAUUUUGGAACUGCAAGCUUUCUUCAAGGGCAAAAGACCUCUCCUGCUUCAACAUUCCCACACCAGCUGCUUUCUUUCAGCCUCUCUAUAAUUUGCACAAUGGGAAUUUUAAGGACUGGGUUGGACCUAGUGAGGCUUGUAGCCAGCUCAGAAGAGAAGAGGCCAGCAACUCAAAGAAAGUGACUGCAGAUGAUGUUUCUGAUCUGAACACCCAAGAACAGAUUUCCCAGAUUUUUUCCUUGAAACCUAUGGAAAGCACGAAUCUGGCUGCUGCAGAAGAAAGCUUAGUAUUUGCCUCAGUUCCAAGCCAGCAGUACGUCCCCAGCAGGUAUGUAAGAGCAGAAGAGACAGAAGUGAGGCUGGGACUACUGUUUGCACAAGCCCGUGGUGAUGAUACAGUUGGCCUGAAAAUCUCUGAAAAACUUAACACCAACCUUGAGAGCCCCAGCACGGGAAGGAAUUCUUCCUCUCACCCACAGCAUGGAAAGGGCGACUUCCUUAUGCUUCAGGAAUCUUUAGAGAUAGCAAAUGUGUCUUUCAGCAGUAGUGACUAUUGUACCUUAUGCGACAAUCAUACCACAGGAGGUUUGAUUCCUGCUGAACUACUGAAGCUCUCCAAUGGCAAUAGUCUUCUCAAUCAGAAUGAUCAGAGUGACCUUCCCUGAGGUAUACUGUCUACAAAGAUCUUUGUGCUGUCCUCUCACCUCCCAGCACUGUCUUUCCAAGUGGCUUAAAUAGUGACCGUGCAGACAAUUACAAACAUGUAUCAUUUUUAGGUAAAUUCUCAAUUUCUGUACUUCAAAAGAAGAUUGUGACAACUCCUCUGGCUAGCAGAUACUACUCCUACAGGCAUCACAAGGCCUGACUCCAGCAGUACCUGCUGUCUUCAGGGCACAUAUGACCAUACUCUUAUCUAAAUUAACCACCUGUCAGCAGCAGAAGUCCAGCAAUGCUCUGGCUAAGGAAGCAGCAGCAGACCUGCUGUUUUGCCUCAGGAAGAGCUAUUGGGAUUGGGCACCUCUCAGAAGCAGCAAUACUUGUAAUGUGCUGAACCACGACUUAAGCUCCAUCGUUAUUUUAUAAAGGAGUAAAAAACAUAAACAAUUUUUGCUUAAAAGGGUAAUUUUGCUUUUUAAUAUUUGCUUCUUAAUAUGAUAUUGAUGACUUCAAAUGGUUCCCAAUUUCUUCAGAAUUCAUAAUUGCUCUAUUUAAUCAGGCAGUGGCCUUGUUCUUUAUUACUCUGAAUGGCUCUAACUUUCUAUUGUGCAGUAACUAAGCCCCAUAUAGUGCUUUGAUUUUAACAGCUAUUUAUUCCAAGGUUAAGUGUCUGACCUGAUCUACUGAAGAAAGGUGAAAAGCAAGAAUAGAAUGAACGAGCUUUAUUUAAUCAAAAAGCAGGCCAGGGCAACUGCCUCUCCAGGGCUUUUAUUAUUUCUCCAGAACUGAUGAGUUCUUUGCCUAUCUGCUCAAACGAACAGCCUUUCUGAGAUGAACCUCUGGAGGUUUACCUUCUACCCUAGACACAGAAAAUCCUAGAUGUGAUUGACUGCCCAACAAGCAGGUUCCUGAAGUCUUAGUUACAUCUCCUAGGCUUAAAGGGCUCAGGAGUUUUAGCAAGCAUACUAAGAAAUUUACAGAUGCAACUACACUAACUGGCACAUGCAUACAUACAGUCACACACAUUCAUUCCUUCCUC
This is a messenger RNA of Neopsephotus bourkii (Bourke's parrot), 3748 nucleotides long. RefSeq names its product interleukin-9 receptor-like. NCBI's taxonomy places the organism in Eukaryota, Metazoa, Chordata, Aves, Psittaciformes, Psittacidae. The record is from RefSeq and is a predicted model, not a curated record. Bases 1281 to 2717 code for a protein of 478 amino acids. Gene Ontology annotation, biological process: cytokine-mediated signaling pathway; immunoglobulin mediated immune response; production of molecular mediator involved in inflammatory response. The transcript has 9 exons. Gene Ontology annotation, molecular function: protein binding; cytokine receptor activity. Gene Ontology annotation, cellular component: membrane; external side of plasma membrane.